This is a messenger RNA of Cicer arietinum (chickpea), 3047 nucleotides long. RefSeq names its product auxin response factor 18 (gene ARF18). Gene Ontology annotation, cellular component: nucleus. NCBI's taxonomy places the organism in Eukaryota, Viridiplantae, Streptophyta, Magnoliopsida, Fabales, Fabaceae. Gene Ontology annotation, molecular function: DNA binding. The record is from RefSeq and is a predicted model, not a curated record. Gene Ontology annotation, biological process: regulation of DNA-templated transcription; response to hormone.
UCAUUCUUUUUAUUCUCAUUCAUAUAUAUAUAUAUAAAUUUCAAAAACAAAUAAAAAAAUAUUCAGCUAGCUGAUGACAACUUGGCUCGGUCGUUUGUUUUCUUCAUAGAUUCCGGAGUGUGUCUGUGUUGUUGUUGGACACAGAGAAAUAGACAGAGACAGAGAGAGAGAGACAGAAAAAAAAAUCGUUUGUUCAUUUUCUUUUGUUUGAGAUCUGAAAGAAUCCCAAAAAACAUAACAAAAAGAAGAAAACAAAAUCAGGUGAGUGAAAGUGUUUGAUUGAUGGAACUUGUUUACCAAACAGUGAUGAUUCCAAUUUGAUACUCUCUUCACCCAUCUAAGCCAUCUUUCAUUUCAGAUUCUUUCAAAGAAAAAAAAAAAAAAACCUUUUCUUUUCUAUUGAGUAAACCACAAGAAAACCAACACAAAUUUCUUUUACUACUACUAAUACCCUUUACUCUUCACUUCACUAUCUUUUACUUAAGUUUCUAAUUCUAGAAGAAAUUUUAUUAAAGUUAGUAACUUUCUUUGUUGGGGUUGAAGAUUCAAUUUGUUGAAACAAGAGAAAAGCAAAAAACACAUUUGGGUUGUUUUAGAAUUGAACAAGGUGUUUCAAUGAAGGAAAGUGAGAAAGGGUAUUUGGAUCCACAACUAUGGCAUGCUUGUGCAGGUGGAAUGGUUCAGAUACCUCAAGUGAACUCCAAAGUUUUCUACUUUCCACAAGGUCAUGCUGAACAUGCCAACACAAACAUUGAUCUGAGGGUUUCAAUUUCAUCACUCAUACUUUGCAAAGUUGUUGCUGUUAAAUUCAUGGCUGACCCAGAAACAGAUGAAGUAUUUGCUAUCAUAAAGCUUCUUCCUUUAAGAAAUUCAGAGCUUGUUUAUGAUGAAGAAAGUGGUGUUGGUGGUUUGGAAAAUUCUGAAAAGCCUGCAUCUUUUGCAAAGACUUUGACUCAAUCUGAUGCAAACAAUGGUGGAGGUUUUUCUGUUCCAAGAUACUGUGCUGAAACAAUCUUUCCAAGGUUGGAUUACUCGGCUGAACCACCUGUUCAGACAGUCGUGGCGAAGGAUGUUCAUGGCGAGUUUUGGAAGUUUAGGCAUAUAUAUAGAGGUACACCACGUAGGCACUUGCUUACAACUGGGUGGAGUAGUUUUGUGAACCAGAAGAAGCUUGUUGCUGGUGAUUCUGUUGUGUUUCUGAGGGCUGAGAAUGGCGAAUUGUGUGUCGGAAUUCGAAGGGCGAAAAAGGGAAUUGGUUCUGGUUUUGAAGGUUCAUCUUGUGGUGGUUGGACUUCAGGUUGUUCUAACAACGGAAACUGUGGAAUUGGACCUUUUGGGGCAUUUUCUUUUUUCUUGAGAGAGGAGAAUAAGACAUUGAGAAAUGGUUUUGUUGGUGUUGAUAAUGAUUUGAGUGGAAGAGUUAGAGUGAGGCCUGAAGAUGUUAUGGAAGCUAUGAAAUUGGCUUCUAAUAACCAACCAUUUGAAGUUGUUUACUAUCCAAGAGCAAGCACUCCUGAGUUUUGUGUUAAGGCUUCAGCUGUUAGAGCUGCUAUGAGGAUUCAAUGGUGUUCUGGGAUGAGGUUCAAGAUGCCCUUUGAAACUGAGGACUCUUCUAGGAUUAGUUGGUUCAUGGGAACUAUUGCUUCUGUUCAAGUUGUUGAUCCUAUUCGCUGGCCUAAUUCGCCCUGGCGCCUUCUUCAGGUAACAUGGGACGAGCCAGAUUUACUACAAAAUGUGAAGCGUGUUAGCCCGUGGUUGGUUGAAUUGGUAUCAAACAUACCAGUCAUUCAUUUCACACCUUUCACUCCACCGAGGAAGAAGCUUCGGAUUCCGCAACAUCCGGACUUCCCCCUCGACGUUCAAUUUCCAUCACCGACGUUUUCAGGCAACCAGCUCGGGCUAAACAUCCCCUUGAGUGGUUUAUCUGAUAAUGCUCCUGCAAGUAUACAGGGAGCCAGGCAUGCUCAAUUUGGAGGAGGAAUAUCUCUUUCGGAUUUCAACCUUAACAAUAAACUACAAUUAGGGUCGUUCCAUACUAAUAUGCACCAUCUUGAUAUGCAUAAUAGGAUUUCAAAUGACAACAAUAUGAUCAACAAUGAUAACAACAAAGAAAGCUUAUCAUGCUUGUUGACCAUAGGGAAAAAACCUGAUAAGAGUUUGGAGAAAUCUCAAUCUGAUGAUGUUGUCGUUGUUAAGAAACAUCAGUUUUGUCUUUUUGGUCAACCGAUACUCACCGAGCAACAAAUUUCUAGAAACUGUUCUAAAGAUUUAUUGUCUCAUAAUGAAAAAAAUUCAGUAGAUGAGAAUAAGCACAAAGAGAAGUGCUUUUUUGAUGUAUUUUCCCCAGGUAAAACUUCUGCUGCUGCUGAGUUUAGUUGGCAACUUGGCUUGGAUAUUGGUCAUUGCAAGGUUUUCUUGGAGUCAGAAGAUGUUGGAAGGACCCUUGAUUUAUCACUUCUUGGUUCUUAUGAAGAGCUCUAUAAGAAACUUGCCAACAUGUUUGAUUUAGAAAAAUCUGAGAUGUUGAAUCAUGUGUUCUACCGUGAUGCAACAGGUGCUGUUAAACAAACCGGAGAAGAACCCUUCAGUGACUUUAUGAAGACAGCAAAAAGGUUGACUAUUCUGACAGAUUCUGGGAGCAAAAAUGUUAGAGGGGCAUGGAUUACAGGAACUCUCAAAAGUGAACAUGGAUUGGAUGCAUCAAACAAAACAGGUCCUCUAAGCAUAUUUGCUUAAUAUGGUGUAACAUUUGAGAUAUUGUUAUUAUAAUCUAUAAAACUAAAGGACACUUUUAAAUAUUAAUUACCUCUGAAAAAUCUGAAUGUGAACAGAAUUCUUUAGAGGUUAAUGUUUGUACCAAAAAAAGGAAGAUUCUCUUAUCAACAAGGAUGGUAUUGUUAUGUUUUUUUAAGUGUAGAAAUAAUGAUAUGCAUAUAUCAUGGUCAACUAUUAUUGUAAUAUGUUAACGAAGGUUUGGACCCCACAUUUGGUGAUUUAUUCUUUUUUUCCUUAGUGCACUUACAUGCUGUCUGCGUGUUUCCACGUCA